Molecule: messenger RNA, 2456 nt
Organism: Tupaia belangeri chinensis (Chinese tree shrew)
Lineage: Eukaryota; Metazoa; Chordata; Mammalia; Scandentia; Tupaiidae
Gene: POLM
Product: DNA polymerase mu
Exons: 11
Coding region: 290-1729 (479 amino acids)
Biological process (GO): double-strand break repair via nonhomologous end joining
Cellular component (GO): nucleus
Molecular function (GO): DNA binding; DNA-directed DNA polymerase activity
Source: RefSeq, a predicted model, not a curated record
CGAGUCCCUCCAACGUCCCAGAUUGAAAGUGCCCCGCAGUGCUCGAAGGUAAUUUGUAUACAAGGCGUGCCCUUUGCGAAUAUUUGCAUAUAGGCGGGACCUCAGGACGGAAAACACACCCACUUCCACAGGAGCCCCGCCUUCCCAGCGCUCACGCAGGCCCUGAGGCGAGGCCACCGAGAGACCUUAUUUGCAUACGGCAGAGCCUGGUGUGAGGCGGCCGUAUUUCCUCUUCCGCUCGACUUCCGCCCAUUUUCCUCCUGUCUUCCGCCCGGCGGCAGUGGCCGCGAUGCUUCCAAAACGGAGGCGCGAACGGGUUGGGUCCCCAGUCGGUGCGUUCGCUGCUUCCGCGCUGCCCUCGGUGCGCUUCCCCGACGUCGCUAUCUACCUGGCUGAGCCGCGCAUGGGCCGCAGCCGCCGGGCUUUCCUCUCACGCCUGGCGCGUUCCAAAGGCUUCCGUGUCCUGGACACCUGCAGCCCCGAGGUGACGCACGUGGUAAUGGAGCAGACCUCAGCGGAGGAGGCCCAGCGCUGGCAGGAGGCCAGGACGGCCUCUGGUCCUGCCCCACCAGUCCUGCUAGAUAUAAGCUGGUUCACGGAGAGCAUGGCAGCUGGCCAACCAGUUUCGGUGGAGCGCCGGCACCGCCUGGAAGUGACAGCAUCCAGGGAUAGUCCUCCAGGCCCAAGUCAGAUGCCAGUCUAUGCCUGUCAACGGCCCACACCCCUCUUGCAUCACAACACCCAUCUUUCGGAGGCCUUGGAGACACUGGCGGAGGCAGCAGGCUUUGAAGGCAGCGAGGGCCGCCUCCUCUCCUUCCGCAGAGCGGCCUCCGUGCUCAGGGCCCUCCCUGGCCCUGUCACUGCUCUGAGCCAGCUUCAGGGUCUGCCGUACUUGGGAGGACACUCCUUCAGGGUUGUCCAGGAGCUGCUGGAGCAUGGUGUCUGUGAGGAGGUAGAAAGAAUCCAGAGUUCCGACAGGUACCAGACUAUGAAGCUUUUCACCCAAGUCUUUGGAGUUGGGGUGAAGACUGCUAACCGGUGGUACCAGGAGGGAUUGCGAACCCUGGAUGACCUCCGAAAGCAGUCCCAGAGAUUGACUCGGCAGCAAAGGGCAGGACUCCAGUACCACCAGGACCUGAGCACCCCAGUUCAACGGCCUGAUGCAGAGGCCCUGCAGCAGGUGGUGGAGGUGGCUGUGAGACAGACCCUGCCUGGGGCCACUGUUACGCUGACUGGUGGCUUCCGGAGGGGAAAGUUGCAGGGCCACGACGUGGACUUACUCAUCAGUCACCCUGAGGAAGGCCAGGAGGUGGGCCUGCUGCCCCAGCUGCUGCUCCGCCUGCAGGACCAGGGCCUGCUUAUGUACCAGCAGUACCAGCGUGGUGGGGAGCCCAGCCACAUAGUUCGCCAGGGUCACACCAUGGAUGCCUUCGAGAGGAGUUUCUGCAUCUUCCGUCUGCCACAGCCCCCGGGGGCCUGGAAGGCCGUGAGGGUGGACUUAGUGGUUGUCCCCAUCAGCCAGUUCCCCUUUGCUCUGCUUGGCUGGACUGGCUCCCAGCUGUUUGAGAGGGAGCUGCGCCGCUUCAGCCAUCAGGAGAGGGGUCUGCGGCUGACCAGCCAAGGGCUGUUUGACCCAGAGCAGAAGAGAGUUUUCCAUGCAACUUCAGAGGAGGACAUCUUCAGGCACCUGGGGCUCAAGUACCUUCCUCCAGAGCAGAGGAAUGCCUGACCUGCAUGCCACCCCACCUCCUCCCUGGAUCCUUGGCUGAGAAUGCCCCGCAGUGAGGCACCCCAUUCUCACAGGGUACUGUGGGGCUUGGUGAGGUGGUCAGUUCAGAGCCUCCCUGUACCCUGAUCCCUGCCCCAUAGGGGAUCUGAGCUGAUGUGCUCGGGAGCCUGUGGGCAUAAGAAGCAAGUGCUGUCCUAAGAGCCAGUCCAAGGGCAGUUCCUGUGAGUCUUGCAAGGUACCCUCAGAAGUAUUCCCAUAGAAGCAUCUGUCCCUACCUGGAGGAGUCUUCUGGAGGUACACCAGAGGCAUCCAGAGAGGAAGAUGGCCCCCCAGUCAGGGAGUUGGAAGGAAGACAGCGUGCAGCCCCUCUAGGUUCUUGCUUAUGCCUACAGGCCUGGCCAGCAGGUCUGAGGCACAGCCACCCUCCCCUCAUUGCUCCACCCAGCAUUGCCCAGUGUUGCUGCCUCCCAAGCCUAUGCCCCCAUGCAGGUUGGCUUACUGGUUUUCUGCUCCAUGGCCUGGCCCCCAAAUGACCCACCUGCACCAAAGUAGAAACAUCGAGGUGGGCCUCACACACCCAUCUCCUGUGGGUCUCAAAUUUCCAAGCCUUCUCUCACCUCAGGGCCUUUGUUCCCACCUUUCACCAAACCAUUCACUUGGAACCACAUUCACCCUAUCAGUGGAGAGUCCCUAGACCAUGCACCAUAUUAAAAAUAUCUCUAAAACA